UGGCUGCUCGGCUGGACAUGCUGGAGCUGGAACAAAUGAUACUUUCUUUCAGGCCCCACGAGUCUGCAAUCCAGUGACUGGUGAAAGUGAAGCGCGCUGCUACUGCCGCUUCCGAAGGACACGCAGGACGGAUAUGUCCUUGCCAACAUUUCCUUGGUUGAGGACGAGGAUCACGAUACAAAGUUUCGCCUCCAACUCUCGUACAAGGAUUCGAACCCGUCUUUUUGGCCAUCGUGGACUGUCUCUACGCAUCCUGCGAACCGGAAGACGCUGCCACCAUCAUUCGACUGCAUUACACUCGGCCGCAGAUGCUCUGUCUGAUGUCCUUUCUGUUCCUGGAGGUUUUCGAGCCGCCUCACGCACUGGACUGGGCCCGUGUGUCGGAUACUCGUGUCGCGCAGGCUCUGAUCAAGGCAGUCUUGCUCUUGGAUGUCCGCAUCGUCUCCGUCUACACAAUCUCACUCUCGGACAUUUUGACCCCCGAGGAGGAAGCCAUGGUCUGGCAAGUAAGAACGGACCGACGAAUGACCGAUCGACUCGUGCAGACGCGCCUGCCCCGCCGCCUGUUCGCAAUCGGUCCUUCUUUAUGGCUAAAGCGGUGCAAGCGGUGCAAAGACUGGGCCUUCGGCCAGAGGAUCCAGGGUACCGCGACGAGGUCCGACGCAGUUACGGACUUAUGAGUGAAAUGUUCGCUCGAAACCCUCGCUGCGAGUACUGCCAGGUGCUCAUGGUGCCGGUUGCUGGCUCCUCUCCGUACGGACCCAAUACGAUCCUGCCUUCGAUGCCAUCGCUUGACGCGAUUCACCCGCGCUCAAAAGGUGGGACGUACGCUCACGACAACUUCCGGCUCAUCGACGUCGGCUGCAACUUUGUCAAUCUGGACUUGACAGGGGACGAGGCUGCUGUCCUCAUUGGACGCCUCGAAGCGGGACGGGUCUUGGACGUGGACGCCAACGGCAUGCUGUGUCCGGCGACGCGAUCACGAGUGGACAAAGACACCAUGUUCGCUAUUGUGGUCGAGGCGUGGGCGAGGAGGACUGUGAGGCUGGUGCGACAGCACAAUCGGCAGCAGCAUCGCCAUUCGGCGGACAUCACGGUCGCGGAGCUAGUGCCAAAGAUCGUACGGUUACAGAACAUACGUAUCGAGACGCAUCUGGUGUCGAGCUACCUCUGUAUCUGAGCUCCAUCGAUCGCAUAGACCCCGGUGGUGCCUAUGCCGCAGAUAAUGUCCGCCUCUUCAUUAUAGGCCGAAACGUUGGAGGCACUUGAGGCAGCGGACGAGGUACUGGGUGACGGUGAGGAAGCGGGUGGAGAUACAGAGAGUUUGUCUGAUACUAA
Messenger RNA from Microstroma glucosiphilum, 1338 nucleotides. RefSeq lists its product as hypothetical. The record is from RefSeq and is a predicted model, not a curated record. NCBI's taxonomy places the organism in Eukaryota, Fungi, Basidiomycota, Exobasidiomycetes, Microstromatales, Microstromataceae. The transcript has 3 exons. Bases 134 to 1180 code for a protein of 348 amino acids.